This is a messenger RNA of Canis lupus familiaris (dog), 3504 nucleotides long. It is a transcript of the gene SLC25A48, whose product is annotated as solute carrier family 25 member 48. The record is from RefSeq and is a predicted model, not a curated record. Bases 179 to 1114 code for a protein of 311 amino acids. Lineage: Eukaryota; Metazoa; Chordata; Mammalia; Carnivora; Canidae. The transcript is spliced from 8 exons. Gene Ontology annotation, molecular function: transmembrane transporter activity. Gene Ontology annotation, cellular component: mitochondrion. Gene Ontology annotation, biological process: transmembrane transport.
GGCGUGCUAGCCGCAGCCGCGGGCGCUCCGAGAGGUGAGCUCCGAGGCUCCCCGGCGGUGCGGCUCCGACUCGGGGGACUGGGCUGCGCCGCGACCGACCUCCUCCACCUCCUCCCCCGGCACGCGGGCCGGCGGGCCAUGCGCCGCGGACUUUGACUGGCCCCGGCGCGGCUCGGCCAUGGGCAGCUUCCAGCUGGAAGACUUCGCGGCGGGCUGGAUCGGAGGUGCAGCCAGUGUCAUCAUCGGCCACCCUCUAGACACAGUCAAGACUCGCCUGCAGGCCGGCGUCAACUAUGGGAACACCCUCAGCUGCAUCCGCACCGUGUACAGGAGGGAGAGUGUGUUUGGCUUCUUCAAGGGCAUGUCCUUUCCCCUCGCCAGCAUCGCUGUCUACAACUCCGUGGUGUUUGGGGUCUUCAGUAACACGCAGAGGUUCCUCAGCCAGCACCACUGCAGGGAGCCCGAGGCCAGCCGGUCCCGUACCCUGUCUGACCUUCUCCUGGCCAGCAUGGUGGCUGGCGUGGUCUCUGUCGGGCUGGGAGCGCCCGUGGACCUCAUCAAGAUCCGGCUGCAGAUGCAAACACAGCCAUUUCGGGAAGCCAACCUUGCUUUGAAACCCCGGGCAGUGGCUCUUGGGAAGCAGCCCGUCUACCAGGGGCCUGUGCAUUGUAUCGCAACCAUCGUGCGGACCGAGGGCCUGGCAGGGAUGUACCGGGGUGUUGGUGCCAUGCUGCUGAGGGAUGUCCCAGGCUACUGCCUCUACUUCAUCCCCUAUGUGUUCCUGAAUGACUGGAUCACACCUGAGGCCUGCACAGGCCCCAACCCGUGUGCCGUGUGGCUGGCCGGUGGCAUGGCAGGUGCAAUUUCUUGGGGGACAGCAACUCCUAUGGAUGUUGUGAAAAGUCGACUCCAAGCUGACGGUGUUUAUUUAAACAAAUACAAAGGUGUCCUGGAUUGUAUCUCCCAGAGUUACCAGAAGGAAGGUCUUAAAGUAUUUUUCAGAGGCAUCACGGUGAACGCUGUGCGUGGCUUCCCCAUGAGCGCUGCCAUGUUCCUUGGGUAUGAGCUCUCACUGCAGGCAAUCCGCGGGGACCACACGGUGACCAACCCCUGAGCACCAGCCAGCAUGAAAGCCCUGGGACAGCUGCAACUUUUUCUUCACUUCUCUAUUGCUGGUGCCUCACACAGAGCCUGACAGAGGUGGCCACUCAGAAACAUCAUUGAGAAGAUGGACAAUCAGUUUCCAAUAUCCCUUCAGCUCCUUCUUUUCCUCAGUUUCUCCUUCUCUAGCUCCAAACUGGGAACCUGGAGAGCUGAGAAGACAAAAUGGGACGAGUCACUGAUUUUUCUAGUCAACAGGAAACCAUUUUGCUUCAGCCUUGUUGACUGCAAAUUCUCUCCAGAAGGAUGGCCUUCAUCAAAAAGGUCUAGCAAACCUCUUGCUGCCUCCCCUGGGGCAGCGGAUGCCUACUAGCAUGUGUUGGUGGGGCCAGGCCCUAGAUCCAGGGGAAGAGCAUGAUGGAUCAAACCCACAAGACUGAGCCCAGGACAAGCCCUAGAACGUAAAUCAAAUGCUUGGGCUUUUUACUAAAGCACCCACAUUCACGGCUCUCCUGGCUUUUUGCCCUCUCUCAUAAAAGGAAAAGAGUAGUAACACAUUUUGCAUACUUAAACACCUUGAGUGAAGUGCUACUGUCUUUGGGUUUUGUCCGGGGCCAGGCAGAGGAAUGAUCUCUUUCUUAAAGCUGUGCUUAGAUAUUGGCCACUUCCCACCGUGAACAGAUGAAAGUGGCUUUCCAAAAAAAUCCUAUAAUAAAAGCAGUGCCUCUUUAUUAUAGAAAAAGAAAAUAUGAAUAAGCAGAAAGAACAAAAAAAUACCUAUUUUAUGCAAUAUAUUUUUUACUUGUUCUUCUCGUUUAAUAGGUCAGACCAUUUUUUCUUAUGUGAUUAAAUAUUCAGCAGCAAGGUGGCUUUAGUGCCAAGACCUUGCCAAACCCAGAGCAGCUGGAUGCUUGCUAACACUUGGUCACUUGUCACCACCCUGGUGAUGGGUACUUCAGGAGGAAGGAAGAAGUUUCUAACAAGCCAAAUUCUGAUCGUCCUGGAUUUGGCCUUUCAGAGCAGUGACCACCCCCUUUGGAAGCUUCCCUUUCUGAAAAUACUCUCACGGUACAAGAGGCACACAUGGGUGCCGGCUUUGCCUCUGCUGGAGUAGGAGAGGAGGCUGUGGCCCUCCAGUGGAAGGGGAAGGUUCCCAGUGACUUUUCUGGGCCUCAUCUUGAACAAGUUUCACCUAAAGAGUUACAACUUCCAAGGCUCUUUAUCAAGUCCUAGAUUUGAAUUUACCAAGUAGCUCUGAGUUCAUGGGCAGGUCAUGCUCUAGGAAGCAAUAGCAUCCAGUCUUUGAAGACAUGGAAACCAGUGCCUUCCUCCUAGUCUAGGCUGGGGGUGGAGUGAGACAUGGUGGAUAUUGGAGAACUGCAGAGCCCAACAGUCCCUGAGAAGUCGCAGGAAGGUGACUAUCUUGAGUCCCUGAGUAUAGGUGGUGGGAUGGCAUGGAAUUGUGUCCAGUGUCUGUGGGGAGCAGAGUCCAACCCUUGGCUUAUGCAGCCUCUUUCCAUCCAGCAGAGGCAGAGCUCUCUUUUAUCUCCCACCAGCUCCCAGGAAGGAAGAAUGCUUACUUUUCAUUCAUCCUCUCAGUUAUUUCUCCCACAAAGCCACACCUGUGAAUGACCCAAGGGCCAUGUGUAACAGUGAAUGUCGCAUGAGGUGGUUGUUUGGAAUGUGGAUAGUUUUAUCUGUUCACAGGGAGAUACCCGACUCAGACACCAUGAGAAAUAUGCCCCUUGUUGGUAGAAGUGGGGUCCCAACCCUGGUCAGCAGUCAGUUCUUCAGCCUGUUGGAAGCCCAUGAAUCCAGCAGAGCCAUCCCUACCCACAGGCCAGGAUCCACUGUCCCAGAAACUUGCUGGAAUAAUGCAGGUCUGCUUCUUGCUGUGACAUUCUUGCUCCAGACCUCAUUGAUCUGCUUUCAGUUCCUGGAAAAUCCAUUUUCAAGGAAUGAAGAUGCAUUCUUCCUAUAAUACCUUUGUUGGACAUUUACGAAUUGCCACGGACAACCUCAUGGCCCUUCACAUCUGUUCUCAGGGGUGAUACUCUGCCAACUGUUGCUUCACAGAAAUGAUUUUCUCAAUGAUUUGUUGACCCUUGGGUCUUGCUGACUGAUAAUCCCGGUUAGAUGAAAGCCUUAUUUUUCAUCCUUUUUCCCAAGGGCCAGUGUCACCUGGCCGGAUAUGUUGUGCCCUGACCACAGCCUCAUUUUGCUACAGGCUGUGCCGAGGUCAGCCACCUGUAGAGGCAAGUCUUGGGAGAGCCUCCCUGCCUGAGCAGCGGCACAUGCCAAAAAGGCACUUGGGAGGUGGUGGCGCUGAGCGUGCUGGGCCCGGCAUUCUUGCAGCUUUGUCUUCACGGGGAGAACAAAACACAAUAAAAUACUUUGCCCACA